This is a messenger RNA of Naegleria fowleri, 2562 nucleotides long. RefSeq lists its product as uncharacterized. The transcript has 3 exons. Gene Ontology annotation, cellular component: plasma membrane. The record is from RefSeq and is a predicted model, not a curated record. Gene Ontology annotation, molecular function: protein binding; protein kinase activity; ATP binding. The coding region runs from base 1 to 2562 and encodes 853 amino acids. NCBI's taxonomy places the organism in Eukaryota, Heterolobosea, Eutetramitea, Acrasida, Naegleriidae. Gene Ontology annotation, biological process: protein phosphorylation.
AUGAUAGAUAUGAGAAGUACAUCAUCAUUGAGUCUUCAAUCCUUCUCUGGAAGCAAUUCCAAAUUGAUGACUUUUGAUCAAUUUACGGAACACUUCAAACAACCAAAAUUGAUUUAUCAACACGCAUCUGAUGUCGUUCAGGUGUUUCAAUACACAGAAAAUACACCAGCCUCUCCAAGUUGCUUGGUAUUUGUUCAUCACGGAACAUUACUGCAAACUGGAAGACUUUUCAAAAAACUGAUUGACAACAACAAAUUAAUGCCUAAUGUGAUUCCAUAUGAUGAAGCAUACAAAGAUGAAGAAGAAUAUGAUGCUACAUAUUAUCUCAUAUGUAGAGACUCUAACGUCAUGAAUACCUAUCAAUCACAACAGUUAAAAACAUUGGAGGACGUUUUUACAGAUGUCAAUUCCGUGAACUUACUAAACGAUUUUGGAUUUGUAAAGCACAUUCUCUUGGAUGUGGCAAAUGGUUUGAGACAGUUGCAUCGAUCAGAAUUAACUCACAACAAUUUAUACCUACAUAGUGUUUUACUAGUUAACAAUAGAAGCUACGAUGGUACCUCUAAAUAUCAAGCCAAAAGAGCUAUUCUUCAAUUUCCAGGUAUUGGUAUUUCGUAUAUCCUCCAUGUUGGAAUUGAUUUUAAUUAUGCACCAGAAGUAACUCACCACACAGAGUUCUCCAAAGAAAAUGAUGUUUACAUGUUCGGUUUACUUAUUCUCAAAAUGUUGACAAUGAGGGACAUCAACCCUCAUUCUGAAAAUUUCGAAUGGAAAGUAGAUGUGCAGGAAAAAGUCACAGCAAGAUUUGGAGCAAAAGCAUCGUCUACCUUUAUUAGAUCCCUCCUUACAAUUGCAAAAGACUGUAUUCUCUCUCCAUUUAGACCAUCUUCAGAUCAUUUAGUUUCUCGGCUAAAUUCCCUUUCAGAACGAGACGAACCAUCAAAACAACACAAAGUACAUGUCGAGGAAGAAUUAGAAGAGUAUCACGACAGUUUUGCAUCUUUAGGGAAUGGUGAGUCUCAUUAUUUCCACUCGGGAGUUGAUCAGCCUCAUUUAUCAGGAGACGGAGAAGACUUUCAAUUGCACAAUUUUGAAUCUGUUCCUCAGGUCGUCAUUGACAUGGAUGAAGACGAUGAAGAAUCAGAAACUCUUAGUGCUGAAAUGUUUGAUCGAAGGAAAAGCAGUAGACAUUCCUCGAUCAAUAUCAGCAUGAAAGAUCCAUUAAAUGACAAGCAGGCAAAUUCCAGCCAUAACGACGACGAGAAUGUAUCCAAGCCAAAAGGUAUCCGAAAGCUAUUUGCAUGUUUCCUUUGUGGUGGACGAGAUAGUCUUGAUAAUGACUCCAACAGGAUUGAUUUAUAUGCAACUCCUGCAAUAGAUCAAGCCCAACAAGAUGCCCUUCCUGAUUAUUUAUUGGAAGGUAAAAAGAAGAGAGAAACACUAUUCUGUGAAAGAUUACUGAAAAGAAAUGCUUGUGGAUCAAUAAUUUUAGUGAAAGAUGAAAGAACAAGACAUAAUAUGGCAAUGAAAAAGUGCACUCUAGGAAAUGAAGAGUUAUAUGAGAGAGAGAUUAAGGUGUUAAAACAAAUGAAUAACAGAUACAUCUCAAAAUAUAUUGACAGCUUUGAUUACACUGACGAAGAUCAUAUCACAGAUCACAUAUCCAAGCAUAUUGUGCUUCAAUACUAUCCUACUGGAGAUUUAAUUGAAUGCUUUUUGAGAAAAAAGCCUAGGAUUGUUUUAACUCCAGUAUUAUUUACCAAAAUACUUUGUCAGUGUUUUGAGGGUCUUAUAUACUUGAGUGAGAAUGGAUGGGUUCAUGGAAACAUCACUCCUGGCAAUAUUCUUUUAGACGAAAAUUUGAACAUUGUUUUCUCUGAUUUUGCAUUUUGUUUAAGGAAAGAUGAAAAAAUUCAAUUCGUAGUCAAGAGUGAUUAUUCAGCACCAGAAUAUAAGACAUCUUCCAUGGCAAACCCUCUCUCCGAUGUGUUUAGUGUUGGUUCAGUCAUGACACAGUUGUUGUUGUAUCACAAAAUUGAUAUCAAAACACUCAAAACACAAAACAUGACACUCAUUGACGCUUUAAGAGUUGUUCUUGGAAAUGAUAGUUACUCCAACAAGUUCUCUCCACUGUUGAAUCAUCCAAAAUUAGAGAAAAAUAUUGGAGAAAUUUUGAGAGAUGCUACUGCCUUAGAUGUACAAAAUCGCCGUGCUGCCUCCCUCAUUUACAAGGACUGUGUCACUUUGAAGGAACAAGUUGCUGCUAUCUGUAUUCAAAAAUUCCUUCGUGGCUACAAAGUGAGAAAACAGUACAAAGAUAAGUUACCAAAGAGAGAACGAAAGCCAAGCACCAUUCAAACGAGAAGAGAGGCCCGUAGAAUCAAAGCUAGCCAAAGUAAUUAUGCCAUUAGCUCUAUUACAAAGAGUGGUACAAGCUCAUACGGAAGUGGUAUUACACGAAGCUCCACCAUUAGUACUGAUAUUAGCAGAAAUCUGAAUCCAUCCUUAUCGCGCAGCACAAGUAACUAUGAUGGUAUCAACAAAUCUCACUUUGUGUUGUAA